AUGAAUUACUCCAGUGCAAAUUUAUUAAUUAAUACAUGUCUCAAAGUCGAUCGAAGCUUGACGCAAAAACUGUCUAACAUAUGGCAUAAGGGUUAUGUUUUGAGUAACUGUUAUCAAAUAAGCUGUAUUCCUUUGAAGUCGUCUAUUCACAUUUCUCAUGCAAAUAAUCAAUCACACAAAGAGGACGUCCUUUUGUCACCACAAGAGGUUUCAGUUAUUCUUCGUAAGAAUGAAUUCACAAAAGACUUUAGUUACGGCUCCGUUAAAUCUUAUGAUUCAAAUCAAUUGCCAUCUAAUAAUCCCAUUGAAGACACGAGAAAUGAGGGUUACUCAAAAAUGAUACCAGGUUUACUAGUUGGUGUUUUCGAUGGUCACGGAGGGCCUGCAUGUGCACAAGUUUUAUCUAAGCGUCUAUUUAAGUAUCUGGUAGCCGCCCUUAUGCCUAUUGAGACAUUAAGAAAUUAUAUGAAACAGGAACCAAAAGCACUUAUUGUGGAAACAUUUAAUGACCGAGCUGAAAUUGUACAAGAUCUGAAGGAAAUAUAUGACAAGAGCUUCAAUAGUUUUCUACAGAAACUUAUUGAUAGCAACAGUAACGAAGUUGAUGUGUCAGCAUCAUUAGAAAAAGGUAUUUUACAAUUGGACGAGGAUUUGUCAAUGGAAGUGUUGGAGCCGUUUAAAGAAAGCGGUACAAUAAAUAAUAAGACAUUGUCUGUGGCUUUGUCUGGUGCUGUGGUUUGUGUGUCAUAUAUAAACGGACCUCACCUGUAUGUUGCAAAUGUUGGUGAUUGCAAUGCAGUUGUUGGAACAAUCAACGAAGAUAAUGAAUGGUCAGCAAAGAAAAUUACAAAGGAGCACAAUGCAGAGAAUCACGACGAGCUAAAGAGAAUAUGGAGUGAACAUCCGGAGGAGGAACGGAGAACUGUUAUCAGGAGGGAUCGUCUCUUGGGUGAACUGGCGCCAUUGAGGAGUAUGGGUGACUAUAGAUAUAAAUGGAAAAGUGAAAUACUAACUGACAUAGUGGUGCCAUUAAUUGGUCAGAAGGGUGUUCCAGCCAAUUAUAAUACACCACCAUACUUGACAGCCAAACCGGAUGUAUUUUAUCAUAGAUUGACCUCUAAAGACAAAUUUAUGGUGAUAGCCUCUGAUGGUCUAUGGGAUAUGUUGACUCCGCUGCAAGCUGUCAAGUUGGUCGGUGAGCAUAUGAAGGGAAAAGUGUUCUUCAAUCCACUUAAAUUGCCAAAGAAUAACAUACAAUUAGGUGACAUCAAUGAGCUACUGCUUCAUAGGAAGGAAAGUUUGAAGAGUAAACCAAAAGAUAGGAAUGCGGCCACUCAUCUCAUAAGGCAUGCCAUCGGUGGUACCGAAUAUGGUGUUGAUCAUUCAAGAUUGGCUCAUUUACUGGGUUUAUCACCAGAUGUGAGUCGUAUGUUCAGAGAUGACAUCACAGUAACCGUAGUAUACUUUGACUCUGAAUAUCUCAGGCAAUGCCCGGCAUAA
Danaus chrysippus (African queen) is the source of this 1500-nucleotide messenger RNA. NCBI's taxonomy places the organism in Eukaryota, Metazoa, Arthropoda, Insecta, Lepidoptera, Nymphalidae. The record is from the annotation of a GenBank genome assembly.